Pipistrellus nathusii (Nathusius's pipistrelle) is the source of this 1995-nucleotide messenger RNA. The record is from the annotation of a GenBank genome assembly. Lineage: Eukaryota; Metazoa; Chordata; Mammalia; Chiroptera; Vespertilionidae.
AUGGGAGAAACUGAGAAAAUUGAAACCCAUAGAGUAAGAUGUUUUUCCAAGUUGAAGAUGUUUCUGCUGGCAAUAACAUGUGCAUUUGUAUCCAAAACACUAUCUGGAUCUUAUAUGAAUUCCAUGCUCACACAAAUAGAGAGACAAUUCAACAUUCCGACAUCACUAGUUGGAUUUAUUAAUGGGAGUUUUGAGAUUGGAAAUCUUUUUUUGAUUAUAUUUGUGAGUUAUUUUGGAACGAAAUUUCACAGACCUAGAAUGAUUGGUAUCGGAUGUGCUAUUAUGGGCCUUGGGUGUUUCUUACAGUCUCUACCUCAUUUCCUCAUGGGCAGAUAUGAGUAUGAAUCUACAGUUUUAGGCAAUUUGUCCUCAGACAGUUUCUUGUGUAAUGAAAAUGGAACCCAGAUGUUCAGACCAACAGAAGAUCCAUCAGAGUGUGUGAAGGAAGUUAAAUCAUUAAUGUGGGUGUAUGUACUAGUAGGAAAUAUGAUACGUGGAAUUGGCGAAACUCCCAUCAUGCCUUUGGGUAUUUCCUACAUAGAAGAUUUUGCCAAAUCUGAAAACUCUCCUUUAUAUAUUGGGUUUGUAGAAACAGGAGCUAUCAUUGGUCCUUUGUUUGGACUUUUGUUAGCAUCAUUCUGUGCAAAUGUUUAUGUUGAUACCGGAUCUGUCAACACAGAUGAGUUGACUAUCACUCCAAUUGAUACUCGUUGGGUUGGUGCAUGGUGGUUCGGCAUUUUGAUUUGUGCAGGAGUGAAUGUGCUCACUGCCAUUCCUUUUUUCUUUUUGCCCAAAACGCUUGCAAAGGAAGGAUCAAAGGAUAAUGCUGACGUUGUAAAAAAUGACAAAGAAGAGAAACAAAAAGAAGUCAAGAAGGAAAACAAUGGAAUCACUAAAGAUUUUUUACCAUUCAUGAAAAGUCUUUUUUGCAACCCAGUUUACAUGCUUUUUAUGCUAAUAAGUGUGGUACAGUUCAAUGCAUUUAUUAAUAUGGUGUUCUUCAUGCCUAAAUACGUGGAACAGCAAUAUGGGAAGUCAACUUCAGAUGCAAUCUUUCUAAUUGGUAUUUACAACUUACCUCCAAUAUGUAUUGGAUAUAUAUUCGGCGGAUUAAUGAUGAAAAAGUUCAAAAUUACUGUCAAACAAGCUGCCCACGUAGCAUUUUGGUUUUCUUUCAUUGAUUUUAUUCUCUACUUUUCAUGUUUUUUCAUGGUCUGUGAUGAUUCUUCAGUUGCUGGCAUAACCACCGAUUAUAAAGGAAUGCAACAAGAUUUACACAUUGGAAAUGUCAUCCUUGAUGAUUGCAAUCUGGGUUGUAACUGUCCCACUAAAACAUGGGACCCCGUGUGUGGAAGCAAUGGUUUGUCAUAUAUGUCAGCUUGUCUUGCUGGUUGUGAGACGUUUGUUGGAACAGGAAUGAACAUGAUGUUCCAUAACUGUAGCUGCAUUCAAACCUCAGGAAAUUCAUCUGCAGUUCUUGGGAUAUGUGACAAAGGACAUGACUGUUCCAUGAUGCUCCAGUACUAUUUAAUCUUGUCGUCGAUUAGCAGCUUCAUUUACUCUUUAUCCGCCAUACCUGGAUAUAUGGUUCUCCUGAGGUGUAUUAAGUCUGAAGAGAAGUCUCUUGGUGUGGGAGUGCAUGCAUUUUCCACAAGAGUAUUUGCUGGAAUCCCUGCACCUAUAUAUUUUGGAGCUUUAUUGGACUCCACAUGUUUACAUUGGGCAACUUUUAAAUGUGGUGAGUCAGGAGCAUGCAGAAUAUAUGAUUCCACCAACUUCAGACACCUCUACCUUGGAUUGCCAGCUGCACUAAGAGGAUUAAGCUAUAUUCCAGGGAUUUUUAUCCUAAUUAUUUUGAGGAAGCGUCCUCUACCUGGUGAAAAUACCACUUCAGGCGCUAUGCCUAUAGAGGCAAAGGUUACAGGGAAUGAGUGCCAAGAAAUGGACCAAACUUCCAAAGUUUUGAGUAAUGAUGUAUUGAAAACUAAAAUGUAA